UAGUUUUAAAUUAUUUUCCGUCAUUUUUCUGAUACGUCUAACCAACGUAUCUUCUUCUCCAUUAAAAUAAUUUUGUCUGACAAAUCUUUUUAUUUAAUAAUUUGCUCAAUCCUCAAGACUGCAAUAAUUUUCAACUUUACAUCAAAGCCCUGAGCUGUUUCUUCUAAAAGACUAAGAUCAAACCAAGAUCACAAAAUCCUCAGGAGAUCAGAUCUUGCUGUCUCAACAUCAUCAUCAGGAGAGAAUCUCUUAAAGAAAUAUAAUACAAUUAGUUAAGAGCAUCAAAGCUUUUUGAUGGACGAUUGUCGGGAGAAAAGAAGACGCUGUACGAAACUAAGAGUAAGUACUGAUAACAACGACAUGGAGAAGAUGAUGCAUAGAGAAAUUGAGAGACAGAGAAGACAAGAAAUGGCUUCUCUUUAUGCUUCUCUUCGUUCUCUUCUCCCUCUUCAUUUCAUUCAGGGUAAGCGUUCGACGUCAGAUCAAGUGAAUGAAGCGGUUAACUACAUAACGUAUUUAGAGAAGAAGAUCAAGGAGCUGAGUUUGAGGAGAGAUGAGCUCAUGUUACUGUCUAGAGGAACCCCCUUGGAUGAUUCGAAGGAUGAGAUGGAGACAAUGAAUCAUGUGGUGGUUCGUCAGUGUUUGGUGGGUGUGGAAAUAGUGUUUAGCAGUCGCUCCUGCCGUGGCCAACCGCGGCUUUCGAGUGUUCUUCAAGUUCUUAGUGAAAAUGGUCUCUGCCUUCUUAACUCCAUCUCCUCUAUUGUUGAUGAUAGACUGAUUUACACUCUACAAGCUGAGGUCAACGAUUCGAACUUGAUUGACUUAUCAGAACUGGAAGAGAGAUUAACCAGAAUGAAGUAAAUGGUUUUUUCUGUUUGUUAAAUGAUAUUCUGAGUGAUGUACAUGGUUGUUGAGUUGGUUUCUCUUAACUUGUCAAGCAACAACUAAUAUAAAUUACGUGGUUAGUUUAUUUGUACUUGUAUUGUUGUGUUGUGUUCACUUUGCAUCUAUUUGACUAUAUGUAUGUAUUUAUCUUCUUCUUCUUUUCUCAAAUGUAAAUAUCAUUUCAUAAA
Molecule: messenger RNA, 1073 nt
Organism: Brassica napus (rape)
Lineage: Eukaryota; Viridiplantae; Streptophyta; Magnoliopsida; Brassicales; Brassicaceae
Product: transcription factor bHLH36-like
Exons: 3
Coding region: 295-861 (188 amino acids)
Biological process (GO): regulation of transcription by RNA polymerase II
Cellular component (GO): RNA polymerase II transcription regulator complex
Molecular function (GO): protein dimerization activity; RNA polymerase II transcription regulatory region sequence-specific DNA binding; DNA-binding transcription factor activity, RNA polymerase II-specific
Source: RefSeq, a predicted model, not a curated record